UUGUCUUUAGAAAGAAAAAGAAUGGAGAUGAAACGGAAAAGGGGACGACCAAGGAAGAAGCCUUUGGUUAAUUCAGAAAAGGAAGAAAAACUAACUUGCUCCUCCAGCCACCGCCGGCAGCCUGAGUUCUUCACCCUAUUCCAUUCUGAUUGGAGCUCUCGACAACUUAAAUUACCAAAGAACUUCACUAGGGAAUUUGGGGAGAGCAUCAAAGAAACAAGCACAAUUAAAGACUUGACUGGGAAAGCUUGGCUUGUAUCUGUGGAAAAGACUGAAGAUGGAGUAUUCUUCAUUGGAGAAGGAUGGGAAGAUUUCAUCAACUAUCACUCUCUGAAAGAUGGCUACUUCUUGAUUUUCAUAUAUGAUGAGGGGGACUCUUCAUUCACUGUCAAAAUAUUCAGCACAACUGCUUGCAAGAAAUCAGUGCCUAUGGCUAUAGUACAAAUUAAAAGAAGAGACCAUCUGAGAUAUAAGUAUUAAUUACUAGUAGUAGUUAUUGUAGUAAACUUAAGACACUGUAUCUUUCAUUUCUUUUUGGUUUUAAGCCUUAUCAACAUAGAACGUAUCUAAAUACUGACUCAAUUUAAUUUGUUA
Lycium ferocissimum is the source of this 594-nucleotide messenger RNA. Its product is annotated as B3 domain-containing protein At3g18960-like. The record is from RefSeq and is a predicted model, not a curated record. NCBI's taxonomy places the organism in Eukaryota, Viridiplantae, Streptophyta, Magnoliopsida, Solanales, Solanaceae. Bases 22 to 480 code for a protein of 152 amino acids. The transcript is spliced from 2 exons. Gene Ontology annotation, molecular function: DNA binding.